AUGUCCUUUGAAAAACCAGUGAUUGUAAUUGACAACGGCAGCUAUAAUAUAAAGGCCGGAUUUUCGUGUGACAAUCACCCCGUUUCUAUAUUUAGGAAUGUAGUAGGCCGGCCAAUUUACCUCAAUGGAGGAUAUGGCCGUGAAUACUAUGAUGUAUACAUCGGAGAUGAUACUAUAUGCAACGCUGAAGAUCUGGAUUUAAGUAGACCAGUAAUAAAUGGACAAAUAGCCAACUGGGAUAAUAUGGAGAGGGUCUGGCAUCAUAUAUUUUAUCAAGAAUUAAAAGCUGCCCCUGAAGAUAGGGCGGUACUAUUAACCUGUUCGCCAAUGUCGCCUAUUAGCGAAAAAAUUAAAUGUUGCGAGGUUUUCUUCGAGACUCUUAACAGUCCCGAUCUUUGCAUACGACCUCAAUGCGUUUUAGCACUUUACGGCUCUGGAGUAACUACAGGCAUCUGCGUUGACGUCGGCCAUGAUAAUACAAAUAUUAAUCCGAUAUAUGAAGGUGGUGUUAUUAGUUACGCGCAUAUGCAAACUCACAUAGGAGGAAAACAAAUUUCAAAUUUCAUAGAGAAACACCUACAAGAGCGUAACUUAAACUUGGGCAUACAAGAAAUAGACGUUGUCGAAGAAAUUAAAAGAGACUGUUUAUAUAGAUCAUUCAAUUCGUCCAUGCAUCAGGAUGAUGUUUGUGAAGAUUACUUGUUACCAGAUGGUACAAAAAUAAAUAUAGGUGAAGAGACGCUUUUGUUGGGAGAAAUAUUUUUCCAGCCCGAGUUAAUCAACAUAGAACAGCACUACUGUCUACCUCUUCAUGAAGCUAUUACAACGUCGGUUUUAAAAUGUGACCCAGAUCUUACUUCCGAAUUAUAUGACGCUGUAACUUUGUGUGGGGGGUCAUCGAUGGUACCUGGAUUUGGUACAAGAUUAGCAGCAGAAAUAGAAAAAGUUAUAGAUUCUUCUAUAACACUUUUGUCCUCACUGGAAGGCUAUGCUAUGGUAUGGCUAGGUGGUGCAGUAUUUGCUUCCCUCCCUGAAUCAAAGCAUGUGUGGAUAUCAAAAAGUAGCUAUGAAGACCAUGGAGAAAAUAUUGUUAGAAAAAAAAUUUUAUAA
Molecule: messenger RNA, 1110 nt
Organism: Parnassius mnemosyne (clouded apollo)
Lineage: Eukaryota; Metazoa; Arthropoda; Insecta; Lepidoptera; Papilionidae
Source: the annotation of a GenBank genome assembly